Molecule: messenger RNA, 6950 nt
Organism: Oncorhynchus tshawytscha (Chinook salmon)
Lineage: Eukaryota; Metazoa; Chordata; Actinopteri; Salmoniformes; Salmonidae
Gene: n4bp2
Product: NEDD4 binding protein 2
Source: RefSeq, a predicted model, not a curated record
UUGAGAAUGCGAUGGAUUCUCUCCUGGAGCUGUCUGUAGCAGCUGAGCAUGUUGGCCCCCUCCCUCCCCUCCUCUCCGGGUUUGAGCUUACCGCAGCUCUCCUCAGCCCCCAACACAACUCCUCCGAACCAGACCUUCCCCCACCCUCCUACGGGGAGUCAGCUGUCCCCCUCUCCCCUCCCCGACGGGCCCCUCCUCUCCGCAGCGAAGAUAACCAGGACCUGACCACUGACUUGACAGAAGAGUUUGAUGUUCUGAUCGACCGUGAGCUGGAGAAUCUUACCAUACAGCAGGAAGCUGGAGAGAGGGACCACGGUGAUCUUCACUCCUCCUCUUCCUCAUCCGUCUCUUCCCUCUCCUUCCUCGUUCAGCCCCCGGGCGCCCAGCAGCAGGCCCUGCCACAGCCGCUCCAGUCCAGCCCAAGAGCCUCAGCCUCCAGGAGGGGGCUCCCAGGGGACCAGCCAUGCCCAGACAGGGUGUUCUCAGCUGGGCAGGCUAGCGGACCUCACUCCCCUGUCUCUGACCUGAGUCUCAACUUCUCUGGAGGAGCAGCCGGUUACCGGCGGCAACGGUCAACACUGGAUUUCAGUCAUCUGACUUCAUCGCCAUCCGAGACGGACAGAACAAAACCCAGCCUGCUUUUGGACCCAGGGGCCGCCGAUCGCCCCUCUGCAUUCCAGGCAUACAGGAAACUGGACCAGUUCACUGUUCAUCCAGAGGGCGAGCGGACCGUACCACCAGGUGGCGUAGUAAGGGGGGCGAGGACGAAGACGAGCGUCGCAGGAGAAGAAGAGCGACUCAACAACCCGCCGUUCUGGAAUACUCGAGCGCCGGAGUUCCAACCGCAUGUCCGCGGAAAUCAGGCAACGGGGCCGGCAUUUAUCGUCCCUGUAGCGCUAAGCCCCUCCUCCUGGCACACCCGAGCCACACCCGCCUCCCACUGGUUGGCCCAGGGCCCUGUCGGUCAAGCCGCAACCGUACCCAGGUCUUGGACAGGGGGUGUGUCUGCUGGCCCCAGAGCACCCCUCCUCUCUGGGCAACAUGGUAGGCUCCGGCUGGAGGGGCGUGUCCUAGUGCUGCUACGGGGAGCUCCUGGGUCGGGCAAGUCCACCCUGGCCCGGGCCAUGCUGGAACAGAACCCACAUGGGGUGGUGUUGAGCACGGAUGAUUAUUUCUGUCGUCAUGGGGACUAUCGCUACGACCCCUCAGCUUUAGAGGCCCACGAAUGGAACCACGCUAGAGCCCAGGAAGUGAUGGAGGCCUCUUUCUCUCCUGUUAUUAUUGACAACACCAACCUGCAGGGCUGGGAGAUGAAACCCUACGUAACUACGGCUCUGAGGCACAACUACAAGGUUUUGUUCCGGGAGCCUAGUACCUGGUGGAAGAACAAACCCAGGGAACUGGAGAGACGUACUAGGCACAGUGUUAAAGCAGAGAAGAUCCGUUGGAUGAUGGAAAAUUAUGAUCGUCACGUGACCAUUCACUCCAUCAUGGGGAGCUCUCACCCCAAACUACCCCCAAUUAUGACCCAACACGACCCCCUCAUCACGACGCCAAACUACCCCCAACAGGACCCAACACGACCCCCCAUCACGACGCCAAACUACCUCCCCAACAGGACCCAAGCCCACACCAUCAGGAGGCCAAACUACCCCCAACAGGACCCAACACGAGCCCCCCCCAUCACGACGCCAAACUACCCCCCCAACAGGACCCAAGCCCACCCCAUCAGGAGGCCAAACUACCCCCCAACAGGACCCAAGCCCACCCCAUCAGGAGGCCAAACUACCACCCCACCAGGAGACCAAACUACCACCCCACCAGGAGGCCAAACUACCACCCCACCAGGAGGCCAAACUACCACCCCACCAGGAGGCCAAACUAGCCCACCCCACCAGGAGGCUAGCCCACCCCAUCAGGAGGCUAGCCCACCCCAUCAGGAGGCUAGCCCACCCCAUCAGGAGGCUAGCCCACCCCAUCAGGAGGCUAACCCACCCCAUCAGGAGGCUAGCCCACCCCACCAGGAAGCUAGCCCACCCCACCAGGAAGCUAGCCCACCCCAUCAGGAAGGCUAGCCACCCCAUCAGGAAGCUAGCCCACCCCAUCAGGAGGCUAGCCCACCCCAUCAGGAGGCUAGCCCACCCCAUCAGGAGGCUAGCCCACCCCAUCAGGAAGCUAGCCCACCCCAUCAGGAGGCUAGCCCACCCCAUCAGGAAGCUAGCCCACCCCAUCAGGAGGCUAGCCCGUCACAGCCCAAGUCCUCAGACGAGGCCCGCCGCGACCUGAUAGGAGAGCAGCGAUUGGUCCAGGGCUCUGAGAGGUCCUGCCCCCAGCUCUCCUCCUCGCUUCCCGACGUGUCGUCGGUCGGCCGCUCCGGGAGAGCCAGAACCCCGGGUCACAGCUCUGCCCACGGUUCCACAGAGUCCCUCUCCCUCAGUGGAAAGGCCUCGGAAAAAUGUGGAAUUCUGGACAAUUCUAAAAUUCUGGAUGAGGAGGAUAUUAUUGAUUUAGGAGCGGUGGCUUCUGAACCGGAAGCUCCGUGGCAACCGGAGGAUGAGGGGAAAAGGGGGGAGGGAAAGGAAGAGACAGGAAUUCCCCACUGUCUGGUGGAGUCUGUGUUUAGUGCAGAUCUCCAUGGUGACGACGAGAGGCCCGUGGCUUUCUCCGAGUCGAUUGGUCAGAGGGUGAGGAAAGAGAGGAGGAGUAGAACUAGGAAGACGGACUCUGAUAGGCUGGAGCCUGCUGUCGUAGUGAAGGACGCUAGCCAAUCGGUGAGCGAGGGGGAUGGAGGAGGGAAGUUGGUGGGAGAAAUGGGUGAUGGGGGAGAGCAGGUGUGGGAUGUGGGAGAGAGGGUGAGGGAUGGGGGAGAGAGGGUGAGGGAUGUGGGAGAGAGGGUGAGGCCUGAGUUUGUUGGAGACUGGCCUUCAGAGGAGGUACUGGAGCAAAGAAGAGGAGGAGGAGGAAGGAAUGGGAGGCGCCCUGGGAGGGAGGAAGAGGGGGAGGAGGCAGGUCCCAGAGGCAGCCAAUCAGAAGGGCAUCCUGGUCGCGAGCCUCAUGUCACAGAGUUCCAGAAGCUUCUAGAGCUCUUACAGACGGGUGUUGACUCCUUCCCCCUGCCCACCUGCCCCUCCCCCGUCCCCUCCCUUGUCCCCUCCCCCGUCCCCUCCCUUACCUCAGACCGUUCACUUGGAGGAGGAGGAGGAGAGAGGGGUGUGGCAGGAGGGAGGAGAGGGGAGGCUGAUAAAGACCGAGUCCUGAGUCGGGAGGAAUUACCUGACUGUGUGUCGCCUAACUCAACCCAGGUGGUUGGAUCCAACACCGUGGAGCAGAGGGAGGGAGAGACCAUUCAGGCCGCCGGAGAGGGGGGGACUCAGGGUUUAGUUGAGAAAGACUUGUUGGAGGUAGAAGGAAGCCAUCUUGGUAAGGUCAGUCAGUGUACUGAUAGUGACAGCCAUAUUGGUGAGGGCAGUGUGGAAGCUGGUGAAUGCAGCCAUGUUGGUGAGGUCAGUCAGUGCACUGACGCUAGUGAGACCAGGGUGGAAAGUGAAGUCGGCCAUCUUGGUAGAGGCAGUCAGUGUACUGACGCUAGUGAAACCAGGAUGGAAGGUGAAGUCGGCCAUCUUGGUGGGGGCAGUCAGUGUACUGACUCUAGUGAGACCAGGAUGGAAGGUGAAGUCGGCCAUCUUGGUGGGGGCAGUGAGGAGCGGAGGCAGAGGGCUGAGCCUGACCUCGACCCUAACCCUGACCUCGACCCUAAUCUCCACUCUGACCUCGACCCUAACCCUAACUCUGACCUCGACCCUAAUCUCCACUCUGACCUCGACCCUAACCCUAACUCUGACCUUGACCCUAAUCUCCACUCUGACCUCGACCCUAACCCUAACUCUGACCUUGCCCCUAAUCUCCACUCUGACCUCGACCCUAAUCUCCCUUCUGACCUCGACCCUAAUAUCCACUCUGACCUCGACCCUAAUCUCCACUCUGACCUCGACCCUAAUCUCGACUCUGACCUUAGCCCUAACUUCGACCUUAACCCUAACCUCGACCCUAAUCUCGACUCUGACCUUAACCCUAACCUUAACCCUAAUCUCGACUCUGACCUUAACCCUAACCUCAACCCUGACCUCAAACCUAACCUCGACCCUGUCCUUAACCCUAACCUCGACCUCAAACCUAACCUUCAACCUGACCUCUACCCUAAUCUCAACCCUGACCUUAACCCUAACCCCCACCGCCCCUCCCCUCCUCCAUCAUUGGCCGACACAGAUCGCUCCUCCCAGACCGACCCGCAAGACUUCGCCUUCCUCUGGCGUCUCGACCACAAUCGUCACGACAACCCAACCGAGGCCGCGGGAGACCACUUUCCCCCUAACAACACCCUCGCCAUUCUCCACGGCAACCCUUCCCGUUUCCUCCCAGAGGUAUCGGCGGCGGUCUCGGCCGGCGUUGCGGUUCACCCCUCCGGCCAGCGCGUGGUGCCGUACCGUGUGACGCACGAGAAGGGGAGCCAGGUGGAGGAGAGGGAGCUGGAGGAGGGCCGGACCAGACAGCAGAACCUCGUCAUUCUCAGACGCCAUUUUAAACUGGUCAACAGACACACUCUGGAGGACCUCUAUGACACGUGUCAGCAGGAUCUGGAGUGGACCAGUAAUCUGUUGCUAGACUCUGGGGAGAGACUGUUCCUUGAGGAAGAGGAGGAUGAAGAAGAGGGUGAUGAAGAUCUGGACAUGGCCGUAGGUGUGUUCCUGGAGGAGAGGACGGAGAGGCAGGUUACGCCCCCAGGAGAACAGGCUUCGGCCUCCAGCGGUUCUGGUAGUGAGGCGGUUGUAUUGGGAAGAGGGGAGGAGGAAGAGGAGGCGUGGAGGACAGGAGGGGGCGUUGACGAAGGGGUAGGUGGGGUUAGUGGACUGACCCAUCCGGUGUCUGGGGGUGGGGGCGGCUCAGAUGAACAAAACACCCCCUUGGGAGAGUCCACUCGUCUGGAGCACAGACCACCAGGAAGAGAUGUGGAGGAGCAGGAAGUGGUUCGGGACUCGGAGAGCGGAGCUGGCGGAGAGCAAUGGGAGAAAUGGGAGAGGGAGGAGGAAGUGGAGGGAGACGAGGAGCUGUAUUGCGUCGACGAGGUGACCCAGUCGCUCCUAGCCCAGCUGGAGGAGAUGGAGAGGAGAGAGGAGGAGGAGGAGAGGAAAGGGAGGAAGGAGAAGGAGAAGAGGAGGGACAGACUCGUGGACAUCCAGAGUGUUGAACUGAAGCUGCCUACAGAACUGGCUCUGCAGCUGGUUGAGCUGUUUGGCCCUGUUGGUGUCCUACCAGGUGUGUGUUCUCCUGAUGACUACUCUGUGAGGAUGGACCUCAACAUGGCCAGACUGCUGCACCAGAAAUGGAAGGACACUGUCCAGGAGAAGCAGAGACAAGCAGCACUCUCCUACCAUCUACUACAAGAGAGCUCUGUCCACUGGGGCGAAUCACAGACGGCCAAAACCGGGCUCAGGGACGGGUCACGCUCAGCUCACUUCCUGAUUGGUCCAGACGGCUUUGCGUCUCCGAGCGGCCAAUCUGAGGCUCGGGAUGAGUUGCCAAUCCUGGACCACUGGAGUGUGUCCCGCCCUCAUGUCUCUCUCAGAGACAUCAUGACUGAAGAACGGGCUCUACAGGAGAACAUGGAGAGGUCUGGUCCAGGUGGUGUUAAUAGGAGAGAUGGAGCUGCCAUGAUGAAGGAGACUCAGCUCUUUGACCUGUUCCCCAGCAUAGACAGACACUUCCUACAGGACAUCUUCAGAGACCACAAUUACUGUCUGGUGCAGACGGAGCAGUUUCUGAGGUCUAUGUUGGACGAGGGCCCUGUGAGAAACGUUGUGGCUCCAGAGCACACCCCCCGUACUCACAGCAAGGAUCGAGACAAGGUACACACAACCCCCGUACUCACAGCAAGGAUCGAGACAAGGCACACACACACACCCCCGUACUCACAGCAAGGAUCGAGACAAGGUACACACACACACCCCCGUACUCACAGCAAGGAUCGAGACAAGGUACACACACACACCCCCGUACUCACAGCAAGGAUCGAGACAAGGUACACACACACACACCCCGUACUCACAGCAAGGAUCGAGACAAGGUACACACACACACACCCCGUACUCACAGCAAGGAUCGAGACAAGGUACACACACACACCCCGUACUCACAGCAAGGAUCGAGACAAGGUACACACACACACCCCCCGUACUCACAGCAAGGAUCGAGACAAGAAGUGUGCAGCAGCUCCAGUGGCCCCUCCACAGUCCCUCUCUCAGUACCAGGAUGUGGAGGACCCAGAGUAUGAAGACUUCCGAGCCGAGGCCAGGCUCCAGAGAGGCAGACAGCUGGAGAGCUUCAGCAAGGCUGCAGAGGCUUACAGACAGGGACGCAAAGAUGUAGCCUCCUACUAUGGACAACAGGGUCAUCUCCAUGGUCAGAAGAUGCAUGAAGCCAAUCACCGAGCGGCGGCCCAGAUCUUUGAGCGGGUCAACUCCUCCCUGCUGCCUCAGAAUGUUCUAGACCUCCACGGACUGCAUGUCGACGAGGCCUUACUCCACCUGUCACAGGUGUUAGAGAGGAAGACCACAGAGUGUCAGCAGGGUGUGUGUAGGUCUCAGCUGUCAGUUAUAACAGGAAGAGGGAACCACAGCCAGGGAGGAGUGGCUCGUAUCCGCCCUGCUGUCAUAGACUACCUCAACACACAGGGCUACAGGUUUACUGAGCCUAAGCCAGGUCUGUUGUUGGUGUGUCUGAACUGAGAUGAAGCUGUCAUGUGACUGACUGUCCUUAUCAAGACACUACUGUCUCCUCCCCCCUCUCCCCUGGAAUCUACCUCUACCACUUCCUCUCUCACAUACACAGAAAACACACCCUCUCUCUCUCUCUCUCUCUCUCUCUCUCUCUCUCUCUCUCUCUCUCUGUCUCUC